AUGGCUGUUGAAGUAUUUCGAGGUCGGUACACAGAUGAGACUGUGAUUCUUAUUCACCUGAAAACCAUCUUUCCAAGAGAAAUAUUGAGGAUAUCUUCCGAACGAGGUCGCUUUUUCUGCACGAUUCCGCGAAAGUUGACAGAGACUGAGCGGGAUGUCAUUUUGAGGGCAAUCGAAGCGGAUCAUUACACACAAAACUGA
Messenger RNA from Colletotrichum truncatum, 201 nucleotides. The record is from RefSeq and is a predicted model, not a curated record. Lineage: Eukaryota; Fungi; Ascomycota; Sordariomycetes; Glomerellales; Glomerellaceae.